AUGUUGGACGUGAGGUCCUUGGCGUUUUGGCUCCUCGUUCGCGUCUCCUGCGGGGAAGUGCCGGACUCUCUGGCGGUCGAGUCUGUGAAUGCUCUGUCCUUCGUCACCUUCGACCCCGGAUUCGCGAAACGCGGUCGGUCACUGACUUCAGAUUUGCAUGGGAUCCCCUCCGCCCUUCCGCUCGCGUCUCCUCCGCUGAGAAAUGGGCCGUCGUUCCCGAGAAGGCGAAGGGUUGGAAACAUCGGAAUCCCCCUGUUCUCCCCUCGAUUACCCCCACCCUUGAGGGGUUUUUUGCCCCCGCGACCCGGACAGAGGAGAGGACCCAUCCGACCUUUCGCUGGGAGCGCCGCUCCCAUCGCGGCCGAACCCCCCGAGGAUGGCAACGAAUACGAUCGCUUCUCUCCGCUCGAUUCCCCCGAUUCCGAAGUGGAUGGGAGCUUGGAGACCGCACUCAGGGUCAUGCAGUUUCACAGACAGUCGUUGAAGACUCAUCUCAUGGAGGUAUUCCUGUUGACCGUCAUUCAAAAUCGAAGUCAGGACCUGCAGAGGUUUGGAUUCUCUCGAGCAUCCCGGUUGAAGGAGCUCGAUACUCUGAGGCGGCGAGGCACGACAAGAGAGAGGACCCCCGGACUGUUAUCGCCGGAGAGCAGAACCGCAGAUGAAGAAUCGACCGGCGACUCGCACGAGGAGACAUCGGAAGACGAAGGGAAUGGCUUUUGGAUGACGGACAUUUUGGACGUGGCCAAAGACGUGAUGAAUUGGUUGGGCGGAUUCCUCGAUCGUGCGGAUUCCACUCACCCCACGGAGAAGAGCCAAUGCCUGAAGAGGGCACUCUGUGACAUCACGCGACACCCCGCCGCUCGCGAGGCCAGCGGACGCUACCUGCCGACCUGGGGCCUGCUGAGAAAUCUCACCGAGAGGUGGUUACUAGCCCGUAACGGCCUCGACUGCGAACUACUCACCGAGCAGUGCAGUCGAGAAUCUCGUCAUUACAUCCCACUUCCCAUCGUUCAAACUCGAUGA
Messenger RNA from Darwinula stevensoni, 1023 nucleotides. NCBI's taxonomy places the organism in Eukaryota, Metazoa, Arthropoda, Ostracoda, Podocopida, Darwinulidae. The record is from the annotation of a GenBank genome assembly.